This is a messenger RNA of Acanthamoeba castellanii str. Neff, 367 nucleotides long. RefSeq lists its product as uncharacterized. The transcript is spliced from 3 exons. NCBI's taxonomy places the organism in Eukaryota, Discosea, Longamoebia, Acanthamoebidae. The annotation marks the transcript as partial. The record is from RefSeq and is a predicted model, not a curated record.
AUGAAGACGACGACGAGUCCGGCAGCGACCCGCGUGGAUUCGGCCAGCCGUCGCAGCGCGAUCGGCGACGGGACAUUGCACGCAAGCGGCGGCAGCUUCGUCUGCUGCAGCGUGAACGCGAGAGCUCCCGCAAGAAGCGCGUCCUCCGAUUCGACGACGAACUCGCCGGCCAGCAGCAGCCGUCGCCGGCCGACGCCGACUCCGCUGCCCAGCAGCCGCCGGCCCAGGGCCAGCCCCAGCCGGGCGACUCGAAGAAUGCGAAGAAGGCCGACGGCGCGGCGGCGGAAAGAGGAACGCGACGACGAGACGGAGGUCAUCCUCGCCUCUGGUAUGCGCGCAAUCUCCUCCACCCGUAGUGCGUGCUUCA